This is a messenger RNA of Papaver somniferum (opium poppy), 618 nucleotides long. RefSeq lists its product as uncharacterized. Lineage: Eukaryota; Viridiplantae; Streptophyta; Magnoliopsida; Ranunculales; Papaveraceae. Bases 1 to 618 code for a protein of 205 amino acids. The record is from RefSeq and is a predicted model, not a curated record. The transcript has a single exon.
AUGACACCCUUUACUGCUUUAUAUGGUUAUACCCCCUCAUACAUGGCUUUUCCAUUAGAAACUACUUCUUCAGUUACAGUUGUUGAAGAUUACUUGAAGGAGAGAUCAGCUAUGCUUGACAUUCUACAAGAGAACUUAUCCAAGAGUCAAGAGAGGAUGAAGAUAUUUGCUGACAAAAAGAGGACUGACAGAUCUUUUGAGGUCGGUGAUUAUAUCUUUCUCAAGAUGCAACCAUAUAGACAGUCUUCCAUGGAUCUCAGACGCAAUCUUAAACUAUCAAUUCGCUAUUAUGGACCAUUUCAAGUGACUCAUCGCAUUGGUAAGGUAGCUUAUAGAUUGGCUCUCCCAGCUACAUCCAAAAUCCACCCUGUCUUUCAUGUUUCACAGCUGAAGAAAAAGAUUGGCCUCUCUGCACCCACAAUCCCUACUCUGCCCUUGACUGAUGCUGAAGGUGAAAUUAUACUCACGCCUGUUGCAACCCUCAACUUUCGCCAAGAUUUUCGACAGGAUUCCAUGGUACCUCAGGUGUUAAUCCAAUGGUCUCACACAUCACCAGAAGAUGCAACCUGGAAGGAUGUUGAUAAUGUCACUGCUCAUUUUCCAAAGUUCAAUCUUUGA